AUGCGAUACAGCCGAUUGGCAACCUCGCAAGAAGAGGCUGACGAAGCCAGUCGGCUACUUCCACUCAUGGUUGAUUCGGAGGUUGUUGUGGACGGCUCAGACGACAUUUACCUUCUUCCAUCAGUGUCAUCUCGCAGUUCCAGUACAUUUGACAUGACCAGAUGUUGCCGCAUGUUUUUUGGUCGACGCCGUGUGCUUCACUCACGCACAGUGAGAAUUGGGUAUGGGCCCGUUGGAGGUGACCAUGGAGCUGCUUUUGCCCCGAAUAAAGUCUGCAAUCAGAAGUACAAUAUUUUCAGUUUUGUCCCACUGGUUCUUUUCCAGCAGUUUAAGUUCUUCCUUAAUCUGUAUUUCUUGCUUAUGGCAUGUAGUCAGUUCAUACCUGCUAUCCAAAUUGGUGCUCCCAUAACAUACUGGGGUCCUCUGGGUUUUGUUUUGACAAUAACUUUGAUUCGUGAGUUCCUGGACGAUUUUGUGCGCUUCUUACGCGACAAAGAGUUGAAUGGGGAGAAGUAUGAACGAUUGACCAGGGACGGAACAAGAGUCGAAGUCAACAGCAGUGACAUAGAAGUCGGCGACGUGAUCAUAAUAGAAAAAGAUAGAAGAGUUCCUGCAGAUGUAGUCCUUUUACGGACAACAGAAAAAUCUGGUGCCUGCUUCAUUCGUACUGAUCAGCUGGAUGGAGAGACCGACUGGAAGCUGCGUAUUGCUGUUCCGUUCACCCAACACACCAAUAACGAAGCUGAAAUAAUGGAAAUCAAUUGUGAGAUAUAUGCGGAGAAACCUCAAAAGGACAUCCACGCGUUUGUCGGCACAAUUAAGGUGACCACAGAAGACCAAGUGCAGGACGGUUCUUUGAAUGUGGAGAAUGUUUUGUGGGCAAAUACAGUGUUGGCUAGCGGUACAGCUGUUGGAAUAGUCGUUUACACUGGAAGAGAAACACGCUCCGUAAUGAACACAACUUUGCCGGAAAGCAAAGUUGGCCUGCUAGAUCUUGAGGUCAACAAUUUGACAAAGCUGUUGUUCGUAUUUGUGAUGGUGCUUGCUUCUGUCAUGGUCAUUAUGAAAGGGAUAGAUCCCAAUUGGUAUCGCUACCUUAUGCGAUUCGUCCUGUUAUUCUCCUACAUUAUUCCGAUUUCACUACGCGUCAAUCUCGAUAUGGCCAAGCUGUUCUACGCUUGGCAAAUUGGCCGCGAUAAGCAGAUUCCGGAAACAGUCGUUCGUUCCUCCACUAUUCCAGAAGAACUUGGUCGAAUUUCUUUUCUUCUUUCUGAUAAGACUGGAACGUUGACGAAGAACGAGAUGCACUUCAAAAAGAUCCACUUGGGCACAGUCGCGUUCAGUUCGGAUGCAUUCGAAGAAGUGGCUCAUCAUGUCGCCAGUGCCUACUCAGGUCGAUUAGCAAGACAUUCGUUUUCUGCAAAGCUACAGACCGCCGUCGAAGCUAUUGCUCUGUGCCACAACGUCACGCCCAUUAUUGAAGGUGGCACGGUUUCAUAUCAAGCUGCAAGUCCUGACGAAGUUGCUCUAGUGAAAUGGACUGAAACAGUUGGAGUACGAUUAGCUCAUCGUGACUUACACUCUCUACAACUCCAACUUGGUAUAGGACAAACUAAAGUCUUCCAGAUCCUCCACAUCUUUCCGUUCACCAGUGAAACAAAAAGAAUGGGAAUUAUUGUUAAGGAUGAAACAACGGAUGAGAUUUCUUUGUUGAUGAAAGGCGCAGAUACUGUCAUGGCUGGUAUGGUCCAGUACAAUGACUGGCUUGAGGAGGAAUGUAGCAACAUGGCUCGUGAAGGGCUUCGUACUCUGGUUGUGGCUAAACGAUCAUUAUCUGCUGCUGAGCUGGAAGCUUUCGAUCGCGCCUACCAUACCGCUAAGAUGUCCAUCACUGACAGAUCUCAGAACAUGCAAAACUGCGUAAAUCGUAUGCUCGAGAAAGACCUUCAUCUCCUCUGUCUCACUGGAGUUGAAGACCGAUUGCAGGAUCAAGUGACCACUUCGUUGGAACUUUUGCGCAAUGCAGGAAUAAAGAUUUGGAUGCUAACUGGUGAUAAGUUGGAAACAGCUAUUUGCAUCGCAAAAUCUAGUGGACUAUUCUCCAGGACAGAUAAUGUACAUGUUUUUGGAUCGGUUCAGAAUAGAACUGAAGCUCACAAUGAGCUGAACGCAUUGAGAAGGAAAAGCGAUGUUGCUCUCGUAAUGCAAGGUUCAGCUCUCAAUGUGUGUUUGCAGUAUUAUGAAGCUGAGGUCGCCGAAUUGGUUUGUGCUUGUACAGCAGUUGUGUGUUGUCGCUGUUCCCCUGAACAAAAAGCACAGAUUGUACAGCUUCUGCGAAAGUACCGUGCACCGCUCCGAGUUGCUGCUAUUGGUGACGGAGGAAACGACGUAAGCAUGAUACAAGCAGCUCAUGCUGGUAUUGGGAUCGACGCUAAUGAAGGAAAACAAGCAUCUUUGGCAGCUGAUUUCUCUAUCACUCAAUUUUCUCACGUCUGCCGUCUGCUGCUAGUUCAUGGCCGCUUUUGCUAUAAAAGGUCUUGCGCGCUCUCUCAGUUUGUGAUGCACCGAGGUCUUAUUAUUUCCACUAUGCAAGCGAUAUUCUCGUGCGUGUUUUACUUCGCGUCCGUUUCGCUCUAUCAGGGAGUCCUGAUGGUUGCUUAUUCAACCGCAUACACAAUGCUCCCUGUAUUCUCGUUGGUUGUUGAUCGUGAUGUUACCGCUAGCAAUGCCCUCACUUACCCGGAAUUAUACAAAGAACUCGGAAAGGGACGGUCGCUGUCGUAUAAAACAUUCUGCAUAUGGGUCAUGAUAAGUUUAUAUCAAGGAGCCGUUAUAAUGUAUGGAGCAUUAUUUGUUUUCGAUGCGGACUUCAUCCACGUUGUUUCUAUUUCCUUCUCUGCUCUCAUAGUUACUGAACUUAUCAUGGUAGCGAUGACAAUCCACACUUGGCACUGGGCAAUGCUACUCGCUCAGGCAUUAUCGUUAAGUCUCUACGGCGUGUCGCUGGUCGUACUAGAUCAAUACUUCGAUCGUCAAUUUGUGCUUUCGUGGAUGUUCAUCAUAAAAACGACACUUAUUACCCUUGUGUCGUGCCUGCCUCUUUAUGUGGUCAAGGCUUUACGAAGGAAGUUUUCCCCACCUUCCUACGCAAAAGUAAAUUGA
Necator americanus (New World hookworm) is the source of this 3162-nucleotide messenger RNA. RefSeq lists its product as uncharacterized. Lineage: Eukaryota; Metazoa; Nematoda; Chromadorea; Rhabditida; Ancylostomatidae. Gene Ontology annotation, biological process: retrograde vesicle-mediated transport, Golgi to endoplasmic reticulum; phospholipid translocation; endocytosis. Gene Ontology annotation, cellular component: endosome; trans-Golgi network; plasma membrane. The coding region runs from base 1 to 3162 and encodes 1053 amino acids. Gene Ontology annotation, molecular function: ATP binding; ATPase-coupled intramembrane lipid carrier activity; magnesium ion binding. The record is from RefSeq and is a predicted model, not a curated record. The transcript has 24 exons.